Cutaneotrichosporon cavernicola is the source of this 3720-nucleotide messenger RNA. RefSeq lists its product as uncharacterized. Gene Ontology annotation, biological process: interstrand cross-link repair; double-strand break repair via synthesis-dependent strand annealing. Gene Ontology annotation, molecular function: four-way junction DNA binding; ATP binding; 3'-5' DNA helicase activity. The record is from RefSeq and is a predicted model, not a curated record. Lineage: Eukaryota; Fungi; Basidiomycota; Tremellomycetes; Trichosporonales; Trichosporonaceae. The transcript has 11 exons. The coding region runs from base 1 to 3720 and encodes 1239 amino acids.
AUGUCAGACUCCGACUUUGACGAUUUCGAUGUCGACUUCGCCGUCGAUGACUCCUUCCUCCGCCAGCUCGACGACAUUGAAGGCAAGGUUACCCCACCAACAUCGACGCGUAAUCCCUCCAUCGUCGCUUCCUCUCCUCAACUGCGGGCCCCACCCUUCCUCCAGAAUGCUCAAGCCGGUCCAUCGCGUAUUGGCAAUACGAGCUCUGGGGCGUCACGUCGCGCCGCUGCUCUCGGCCUGCGCUUACCUCGGCCCGCACCGCACCCUUCAAGCGACGAUUACGGUGACAUGAGCUUCACUGCUGAGUCACUCGAGCAGAUUGACCUGGCUACCCGAACUAAAGGAACUACCAUCCUUACUUCCUCUGGCAUCUCGCGCCAACGCACCUUUGCACGCACCAUGUCGGGAAACAUGCUCCAGACCCACCUGAACUUUCGCCGCGAGAACCCGUACACCAAGGGCAAGCGAUGGGACCGCACCGGCUUCGCUGCAUCUGGUCGACGGAAGGUGGCGGUGAAGAAGAAAAGGAAGGGAACGGCGAGGGCGCGUUAUGGCGAUGACGAUGACGAUGACGAGGGCAACGACGAUGAAGACUCUGACGAGCCUCUCGCGCCCGACCCGACGCCGCUCGUGGACACUUCUAAGCCGUACGAGCCGCAGAAACACCACUACGUGCAGUCCACAGUUGGCACCUACCUCUAUCCCACCAACCAUCCCAAACGCUCGUACCAGUAUGACAUUAUCCGCUCGUGCUUCACGGACAAUACUCUCGUCGCACUACCAACCGGUCUUGGCAAAACCUUCGUCGCAGGCGUGGUUAUGCUGAAUUUCUACCGCUGGUUUCCUACUGGCAAGAUUGUCUUCCUUGCCCCCACGCGUCCUCUCGUCAACCAGCAGAUCGAAGCGUGUCAGCUAACUUGUGGCAUCCCAAGUCAAGAUGCGGCGGUUAUGACCGGGCAGAGCAUGCCAGCCAAGAAACGAGACGUGAUGUGGGAUGAGCGGCGUGUUUUCUACUGCACACCACAGACUCUGGAUAAUGACCUGCGCCGCGGAGCUGUGGACCCGCGAGACAUUGUCUUGGCAGUGUUUGACGAAGCACAUAGAGCUUCGGGCUCCUACGCGUACACAACAAUCCUCGCCCUCAUCACGGCCCAAAACCCAUAUUUCCGCGUACUGGCCCUCACUGCCACUCCAGGAAACGAUGUGCCCAAAGUCCAAGGUGUUGUCGAUGCGUUGCACAUCAGUCGCAUCGAGAUUCGCGAAUCCGAGUCACCAGAGAAGCGGACAGAGAAGCACGUCAUUUUAAUGGGGCCCAUUAUCAUCGAACUCAGAGAUCGUUGGGCUGCGCUGAUGAAGCCAAUUAUCCAGAAGCUCGUUGAGCGACACGUCUUGACGGAACGUGAUCUUGAUGCUAAGCGUCUCAAGACGUUCCGUGUUACCUCAAGGCGCUUAGAGAUUUCACGGGACCCGACCUCCGGUCUGAAGUGGGCGAUUGGGACGCUUAACAACCUCGACAAGAUGUGCCGCGCCAUGGCCUAUCUGUUGGAGUUCUCCAUUGGCAUGUUUCAUACUUGUGCCAUGGAGGUAGCCGGCGAACCCACAUCCAAGGGCAAGGCUGGGAAUUCGCGGGGUGGCGCCAUGAGUUUGCGAAACAACAUUGAGUUCCAGCGUCUCAUCCAUGACGUCGAGGGGGAGAUGAACGACAUUAGAAGGCAUCGCGAUGGCAAAACGCUUGUCGACUCCCAUCCCAAGAUGCAGAAGACGUUAGAGCUGCUUCUGGCGCAUUUCGCGCAAGCGGAGGAAGAUGAGAAGGAACAUGGAAUCCCCAACAACACCCGGGCAAUGGUUUUCUGCUCGUUCCGGGAGUGUGUUCUAGAGCUUGUUGACAUGCUGAACGAACACCCUCACUUGCUCAAGGCCACCAAGUUUGUUGGCCAGUCCCAGGGCAAGCUGGCCAAGGACCAAGGGUUCACUCAGAAGGAGCAAAAGAGGACAAUCGAGGAGUUCAAGGAAGGCAAGUUCAACAUCCUCGUGGCAACUUCUAUCGGGGAGGAAGGCCUCGACAUCGGCGAGGUCGAUUUUGUCGUCAUCUAUGACAUGCCCAAGCAGUCAAUUAAGCUGCUGCAACGAAUCGGCCGCACUGGGCGUAAGCGCGAUGGGCGAGUUCACGUUCUCAUGUCUGAGGGCCGCGAGGACCUCAACUGGGAAACGGCACAGCAAACUCAUCGUGACAUCCAGGAGGAGAUUCUUCACAGCCGCAACCUCGAGCUAUUUGAAGACGUCGAGCGUCUCCUACCCCCAAAGUUCCCAGAGUGUAUUGAGAAGGAAAUGGAGAUCGACCCUUGGGAUCCGGCAGAGCAAGGACGGAUGCUACCGGCGGCCUCCCAACCCCAAAACGGCAAAAGCGGAGGCAAGUCGAAGAAGGCGGCACCAGCCAAGAAGAAGCGUGUCUCAGGGGUGCCUCCUGGGUACGAGGGAUUCAAGUCAGUGGCGCAGUUGCUCAAGGAGGGCACGUCGAACCGCAAGAAACGGGGGCGAGGCGAUUCGGAGUCGGAGGAGGAAGGGUCGCUCGAGGAGUCGAGUCUCAUGGACGAGGCCGAGAACGGGUUCCAGAAUACGGGCGCUGCGUCCUCGCGCGGGGGGCACAAGAAGUCGACGGCGCGGACACGAGGUUCAAAGAGGGUCAAAUCGUCAGGGCCCAACUCGUCCUCGGAGCCCAAGACAUUGACGCGCGCCGAGGAGCAGGCGAUCGAAGCCGAGGCGUUCGAGCGCAAACGCGAUGACCUCAACCGCAGAGCGUUAGAUUUCUUCAACACCCAGGGACCACUCCGUGGGCGUACCUCGUCACCGGCGCGUGGAACUCCGCCCUCCUCUCCACAUGCGUAUAGCACUGCGCCUGUCAACGAAAAGCUGUCGCCACGCGCUGCCGAGAUCGCCGGCUUCAGCCAGAUCGACCUGAGUUUAAGCAGCGAUGAGGAACUCGAGCUUGUAGAGCCGACGGCGUCACCGCACCCACCGCGCACCUUUCCCUCACACUCCGCGACUCGGCUCUCCAACAUGGCACCUCCACCAGUACCCUCCUCACCCACUCGUCCCAGUGUAGUUCACGAGACCCCACUCUUCCGUCAUACUGGGCAGACGCCCUCCACUGGUGGCACUGAGCCAACACCGUUCCCAGUGCGUCGGGGGGGUCGACGUGUGGCUCUGCCUUCAAGUGAGCAGGACAGCCCGGGCCCGCGUCCUCUGCAGCGCCUUCGUCGUCGGCCUCCCUCAUCGCCAGCCAUGGACCCCGAUACAAGCCCAACUGUGGAACGUCAUGCUCGUCGCUCGCACCCUCGGCUGGAUCUGGCGCAGUACCUGGACAUCGAUGUCGGCGUGUCGGGUUCCGAGAGCUCGGACGAGAGCUCGGGCGAGGAAGACGAGUCAGACCGCCUCUUUGCGGGCGACUUCCAACCUACCCAAGCACCCCGUGGGUACAACCAACGUGCGAUGUACCGCGCAGGUCUGUCGACGCAGGUGGGUAGCCCAGCAGGUCUGGCGUUCGCGUCACGGGACCGCCAUCCGGCGUUCCUUGCAAAGGCGCGCAAGCCCGUCUUGCUUUCGGAUGACGAGCGGGACCGGAGUAGUGAGAACGAAUACCAGCUCGGCAGCUUUGUGUGUGAUGACGACGAGGACGUGGGGUUUGAUUCGUCGCAGCGGAGCGACGCUCUCAGACUGUAG